Rhizophagus irregularis DAOM 181602=DAOM 197198 is the source of this 930-nucleotide messenger RNA. RefSeq lists its product as uncharacterized. NCBI's taxonomy places the organism in Eukaryota, Fungi, Glomeromycota, Glomeromycetes, Glomerales, Glomeraceae. The record is from RefSeq and is a predicted model, not a curated record. Gene Ontology annotation, molecular function: protein kinase activity; ATP binding. Gene Ontology annotation, cellular component: cytoplasm. Gene Ontology annotation, biological process: protein phosphorylation; signal transduction.
CUUUAUUGGACAUCUGAGAAUAAAGAAAUUGAUGAAUUAAUUCGUCAUACUCAACUUAAUGCCUCACAAACUUGCGAUUAUUUGGAGUGGAUCCCGUUCGAGAAAUUUGAAAUGGUAAAAUACAUUGGUAGUGGUGGAUUUGGUAGUGUCUAUUCAGCACUUUGGAUGGAAGGACCAAGAUGGAAUUGGGAUGAUGGUGCGCAAGAGUGGGCUCGAGCUGGCCCUAUGACUGUUGCUUUGAAACGUCUUGAAAAUUCACAGAAAAUUUCGAGUUCUUUCAUUAAUCAGAUUAAAACGUAUCACAAAUGCUUGCAAUCGGCAUCGUUGGCUGAGACAUUUGGAAUUACAAAGGAUCCAACAUCUAAUUAUAUGAUAGUUAUGAAGUAUUACGAAAAUGGUAACUUAUAUCAAUAUCUAGACCGUUCUAAUGGAAUUCUUUCCUGGAGAGAUAUGAUUGAUAUGUUGUGGGGAAUAGCUGGAGGUCUUGAAAGAAUCCAUGCUGAAGGUAAAGUUCAUAAGAAUCUUCACGGAGGAAAUUUACUUAUUGAGGACGAAAAAAUUUCAACUGACGCACGUAUUGGAGAUGUGGGCCUUUAUGGACCAAGCUAUAAUAUUGAAAAUAUUAAAAAUGAAAAUCCCAAUCAAAUUUAUGGGGUUUUGCCAUACGUUGCACCGGAAGUUUUACGUGGUAAGAAUUACAGUACAGCUUCCGACAUAUUUUCAUUUGGUAUUAUCAUGAAUACUCUUGCAACUGGGCAAAGACCUUGGUAUAAUAGAGCACACGACUAUAAUUUGGCAAAUGAUAUAUGUAACGGUUUAAGACCUGCAAUCCCAGAUGAUACACCAAAAUUUUAUGCAGAUUUAAUGGAACAAUGUUGGGAUGAUGAACCAGAAAACCGUCCGACUGCAUCUUAUUUAUAUAAAAAACUA